AAAGACUCUUUACUCACCCCGACUGACCAAGGACAUACCAGUGGUGAUGGUGGGGGGGUAGCGUCAGCUCACUGCAUGUUAGGUGUUCCCCCCCAAGAAAAAUCCAGCCCCCAGCCCUGUCUGGAAAUGGACACUGCUGGUGUAUUUAUAGCUCCAGACCUUUUUCUUGAACACGACUGAGGAGCUGGUCAGAUGGACCACGUCUCGCUGAGCUUUGCUGUCGUAUAUUCUGGAGUGUUAUACGUUGUUACUUCGCCUGUGAAACGUGCCUGGAGGGGCUCGUCAGAUGAAAACAGCAUUCUGAACUCGACCAGCAGUUAAAACCCAGCGAAGGAGCGAUGGAGAAGCCCGUCCUGCAAACGCAACCGUCCACCCUGCCUUUUUUCGACACGGCUCAUGCCUUCAACCUUCUGCGGGGAAUCCACGAACUCCGCGCAGAGAGGAAGUUUUUCGAUGUGACUUUGUGUGCCGAAGGACGUGAGUUUCCCUGCCACCGCACGGUGUUGGCUGCUGCCAGCACCUACUUCCGGGCUAUGUUCGCAGGAACCUUGAGGGAGAGCGUUAUGGACCGGGUGGUUCUACAUGAAGUGUCAGCCGAGCUUUUAGGCUUGCUGGUGGACUUCUGCUACACAGGACGGGUCACUGUCACUCAGGAUAACGUGGACCUCCUGCUGAAGACAGCUGACUUGUUUCAGUUCCCCUCUGUGAAAGAGGCCUGCUGUGCUUUCCUGGAGCAGCGGCUCGAUGUUUCCAACUGCUUAGAGAUUCAGGACUUUGCGGAGGCCUACGCUUGCAGAGAUCUGGCAGCCAGCGCACGCCGCUUUGUCCUCAAAAACAUCAUGGAGCUGGCUAAAGGGACCGAGUUUGAGCGGUUGCCAUGGAAGCGCCUCCUUGAGUUUGUGUCAGACAAUGAGCUUUGUGUGGACAAGGAGGAGACGGUUUAUCAGAUCGCGGUGCGGUGGGUGAAGGCCGAUCUCCAGCGUCGACUCCACUACUGGCCCGAGCUCCUCCAGCAGGUCCGGCUCCCGUUCGUCAGGAGAUUCUUUCUGUUGGCCCACGUGGAGAGCGACCCGCUCGUCUACCUGUCUCCCACCUGCCUGCGCAUGGUGAACGAAGCCCGCAGCUUCCAGUCCUGCGAGUACGACCGCCAUGACAGGCCCUGCCACCGCAUGAGGCCGCGGCCUUCCACGGGACUGGCAGAAAUCCUGGUGGUGGUUGGAGGCUGCGACCAGGACUGUGAUGAGCUGGUCACGGUGGACUGUUACAACCCUCAGACUGGGCAGUGGCGCUACCUGGCUGAAUUCCCUGAUCACCUUGGAGGAGGUUACAGCAUAGCUGCCCUUGGAAACGAUAUGUAUGUGACAGGCGGCUCUGAUGGCUCUCGUCUCUACGAUGGCGUGUGGCGCUACAAGUCCAGCGUGAACGAGUGGACGGAGGCGGCGCCCAUGCUGAAAGCCCGAGAAUAUCACAGCUCCUGUGUGCUGAAAGGCCAGCUGUACGUGGUGGCUUCAGACAGCACCGAGCGCUACGACCACGCGCUGGACUGCUGGGAGUCCCUGCCAGCCAUGCUGCAUCCCAUGGACAACUGCUCCACCACCGCGUGCAGCGGACGUCUGUAUGCCAUAGGCUCCCUGACCGACGAGGACACUAUGGCCAUCCAGAGCUACGAUUCAGACACCAACCGAUGGACAAUGGUCAACUGUGGGCAGCUUCCUCCAUGGUCCUUCACUCCAAAAACCCUGACCCUCAACGGUCUCAUAUACUUUGUUAGAGAUGACUCAGCUGAGGUGGAUGUUUACAACCCUCAAAAGAACGAGUGGGACAAAAUUAGCCCAAUGACCCAGGUCCACGUUGGAGGCAGCGUGGCGGCUCUUGGCGGUAAGUUGUACGUGUCUGGUGGUUACGACAACACGUUUGAGCUGUCGGACGUGGUGGAGGCCUACGAUCCAGCAUCCCGCUCCUGGACUCUUGCUGGGCGGCUUCCUCAGCCGACCUUCUGGCACGGCAGCGUCAGCAUUUUCCGCCAGUUCAUGCCCCUGGUGUCCACCACGUUCGAACCCAACGACACGCCCGAGUCCAACACCAUUCGCUUCCACCGGCACCAGCGCCACCAAGCGCUCCACAAUCUCAACAACAAUCUCAACCAGAACCAGGAUGUGAACCCAGCGCACUGAGUCUGGACCUAGAGAUGCUUAUGUUUACUGAGAAUUUACCUCAUCACCAUGCUAAGGCAGAAGGAAAGACUGACUACAUACACACCAUAUGCAUGACUGCCAAUGUCAUGUAGCAAAAAUGACUCAUGGCUUCAGAAGGGCCUGGAAACCGACUGACAGAAGAAAUGUUUCCCUCCUGCUGGGGAAAUUAGUUACAGCAGCUACACUUAAAAAGAAGUCACUGUGGAAGGAGUCCCUCCUCCUGUUCCCUGCAAAUGAAUGUUAAACCCACUUAUUUCCAUACGGGCUCACUUGACCUCCCACUAGCAGUUUCAGCUGUCAUGUGCGAUCAUUAAGAACAGAAUACUUACAGUCGCAUCCAGCUAAUUCAUGUUCCAGUGGAGCGGCAUUGCAGUGAUGUCAGAGGAAUUUUAUGUGAUUAAUUUAUAGUUCUGAUAGCUAAAAUGUAAACAAAAUGUUUAAAUUCAUCACUCAUAAUGAAGUUUAGAAUCGUGCCUUGGAUUCAUAUUUUUCAGAGGGCAGCAUGUAAUAAUAGUUAAAGAAGCGACAGUAAAAGGUG
Melanotaenia boesemani (Boeseman's rainbowfish) is the source of this 2733-nucleotide messenger RNA. RefSeq names its product kelch-like family member 21 (gene klhl21). Gene Ontology annotation, molecular function: protein binding. The transcript has 5 exons. Gene Ontology annotation, biological process: protein ubiquitination. Bases 339 to 2174 code for a protein of 611 amino acids. The record is from RefSeq and is a predicted model, not a curated record. Lineage: Eukaryota; Metazoa; Chordata; Actinopteri; Atheriniformes; Melanotaeniidae.